Messenger RNA from Manis pentadactyla (Chinese pangolin), 936 nucleotides. RefSeq names its product interleukin 37 (gene IL37). The transcript is spliced from 3 exons. Gene Ontology annotation, cellular component: nucleoplasm. Lineage: Eukaryota; Metazoa; Chordata; Mammalia; Pholidota; Manidae. Gene Ontology annotation, biological process: positive regulation of gene expression; cytokine-mediated signaling pathway; inflammatory response to antigenic stimulus. Gene Ontology annotation, molecular function: cytokine activity. The record is from RefSeq and is a predicted model, not a curated record.
AUGUACGUAGAGACCUUCUUUGUAUCGGCCUGUGACUUGAGCUCAGCCUGUAAGUCUCUCAAGGGGAGAUUUGUCCGGUGUGCCGAGGACAAAUGACAAAGCCAGCCAUCCCUGCAGCUGGAGAGGAAGAAACUUACCACCCUGGAGGGCCAGAGGGAAGCAGUGUGCCUGUCCUUCAUCUUUUGCAGGGAUGCCGGGGGUCCCCUGUGCACCCAGGAGCCGGCUGCCCACCCUGGAUGGCAUAUCUGUACCUCCCGCAAUUUUGGUGAACCUGUUGGAGUGACGAAUAGGAAUAGGAAGCACACUGAAUUUUCAUUCACAAGCUGAAACGAGCCCCAAGGGAGGUCAGCAAGUGGAAACUGCCUCAAGUGCCUCCCUGGGCUUUCCUGUCUAACUCAGCCAUCAGAGCGUGGUGCCUACGCAUUUGCAGCUUCUCAUUUCUCAUUAGUAUGUCUUUGGGUCAUAGAAGCAGGGUUAAUUAGAGAGCUCGCAGAUGGAAUAAAGUUCUGCUUCUGCCUGUGCGCAGCUUUCUCUGGACUGGCACUGGCUCCUAGGUGGCCGGGCCGAGCCCGAAGGAGGAGCAGGGGGCUGAUGUUUCCUCUAGAAUUUGUCCCCCCUACUGGGCUUUGACAGGGGCUGGGGCAGAAGUGUGUGGAAGUGGUUUAGCGCGUGCCUAGGACCCAGUGUGACCAGAAGAAAAGAGACAGCCAGUCACCAUCCAGCCAAGUGGUAAUGGAAAAGCUUGGGGUGGGUCCCUGACAACAGGCAGGGUGACCCAAAAUGUGGGAGAGGCACAGAGACAAGGAAUCUGGGUCAAGUGACAGAUGGGAGACCAGGUGAGCAGCCAGUUGGCAUCUGGAAGUCUUUCAACAAGGGCAAAUUCCCGCAGCAAGGCUGGGCGCCGAACCUCGUAGGGUGAUGGUCGGGCUGGCUGAA